Messenger RNA from Vigna umbellata (rice bean), 1434 nucleotides. It is a transcript of the gene ELO1, whose product is annotated as Paxneb protein-like protein. The record is from RefSeq and is a predicted model, not a curated record. NCBI's taxonomy places the organism in Eukaryota, Viridiplantae, Streptophyta, Magnoliopsida, Fabales, Fabaceae. Gene Ontology annotation, biological process: tRNA wobble uridine modification. Gene Ontology annotation, cellular component: elongator holoenzyme complex; transcription elongation factor complex; cytoplasm.
GUUAGUGAUUCUGUUAGAGUGAGACCCAACGAAGCCUGAAACUCCUUGGCGUUGAACAAAAGCGCCGAACUCAUUGCUUUCAAAAUUUAAACCUACUCAGUGAGACGAAAACACGUACCCUUUCUUCCUCGGGUCUCAGAGUGGCAUAUUAUAAAGAUUUGAUGCAGAAUGGCUACAACCAGAGCUCGAAUUAGUAGCUUCUCUCGCAAUGUAUCAACAGUGACAUCUCAGAAUCCUGGACUUAAGCAUGGCCCUAAUGGAACAAUGCUCAUUUCAUCUGGGAUUCCCGAUCUUGACAAGAUUUUAGGUGGUGGUUUUCCAUUGGGUAGCCUUGUCAUGGUUAUGGAAGAUGAAGAAGCACCUCAUCAUAUGCUUUUAUUGAGAAAUUUUAUGUCUCAAGGACUUGUACAAAAGCAACCACUCUUGUAUGCUAGUGCAUACAGAGAUCCUAAAAGAUUUCUUGGUACUUUGCCUAGUCCAGCAUCGUCCAAAGGGGAUAAAUCUUCAGAUCUUAGCCAUGAGAAGGAUAUAAGAAUUGCUUGGCAAUACAAGAAGUACUUUGUUGAUUCUCAGCUGAAUCUCAACACUAAUAAUGGUGGUCAGCAGGAUUACUGUAAUGAUUUUGAUUUGAGAAAGCCCCUGGAUCGGCAUUAUUUUAGUGGCAGCAAUGUAGAUUGUGUUUGCUUCAAAGAUUCUCCAAACCUUAGUGCUCUUCAAGACAGUUGUGCUGAAUUUCUAGCUAAACUCUCAAGAAAUGAAGGCAACAUUUCCUCCGCUGGUCGUAUUGCUAUUCAAUCAUUAUGUUCUCCACAGUGCAAGUAUUCAAAUGAUGAGUGGCAUAUGCUUUCCUUUAUUAGGUCCCUAAAGAGCAUGACUCAAUCUUCAAACGCUGUUGUUGUUGUAACCUUUCCACCUUCACUUCUUUCUCCAUCUUGUUCACUAAGAUUGCAGCAUAUGGCAGACACCUUGCUUUCUGUCAGAGCCAUUCCAGAUGAGGACAAGGAACUGGCAAAACUCCUCACUGGUUACCAGGAUAUGAUAGGGCUUAUAAACAUACACAAAGCUGCACGGUUAAAUACACAGGUUCCAGUGAUUCUGGAGGCUACAACGUUCUCAAUCAAAUUGCAAAAGCGGAGGUUUUUGGUCUUAGAAUGUCUAAAUCAAGCCCCAGUUGAUGGAUCAAGUGGAAGUUCAUAUGGUACAUCUGGCGGUUGUUCUGGGUCAUCUAAAGUUGGGACACUUGAUUUUUAGAUCAUACCUUAUUUUUACAUCUGGCGGUUGUUCUGGGUCAUCUAACUGAACACUUGUAACAACCAAACAGAUUCUAACUUAUAUCUUUUUGUUCUUUUGAUAAUCAAAUGGUUUCACUAUUGGUUCGUCUGUAAUGUACAGGUUUAAAAGAUAGUGUACAAUUGAAAAUGUUGAGUGUCAGGG